AUGCAUCCGCACCGCAAGGAGUAUCCGGACGAUGUAUACUGGUUCUUGCUGCGCGGUAUCCGAGAACGGUUUUGGGACUGGCGACAUCGAUUCCUGGUCGUGACAGACGAUGAGAAGGUCGUUGGUGCCGCAGAUUGGAGGAGGCUAGGAAAAGGCGGAGAAGGCAUGGGUUUGGGGCGAACAGAUCCACGUAAUCUCAUCGCGUCGGUCGUGAAUACAUACCACUCCGUGUCUGUAGCGCUCUUCCCCAAUCGCGCGGCUGAUCCUACGCGCACAUCCUUCCUCGACACCGCUGUCGCGAACUCUGAAAAGUACUGGACUGGCCAUCGCACUGAGUGCUGGGACUUGCACGUAUGUGGUGUACACCCAGACUAUCAAGGUAAAGGUAUUGGAAAGCUGUUAGCCACGUGGGGUGUACUCGAAGCGCAGAAGGAAGAUGACGGGGUUGUGGCUAGUGUCUUGUGUGGAGAAAAGAAUAGAGAAUUUUAUGCGAAGGCUGGUAUGGGUGUUCAGGUUUCGGAACCGAAGGGCGAUGCAGGCGGCAUCGCGUUGUUCACGAGGUAG
Molecule: messenger RNA, 564 nt
Organism: Alternaria conjuncta
Lineage: Eukaryota; Fungi; Ascomycota; Dothideomycetes; Pleosporales; Pleosporaceae
Exons: 2
Coding region: 1-564 (187 amino acids)
Molecular function (GO): acyltransferase activity, transferring groups other than amino-acyl groups
Source: RefSeq, a predicted model, not a curated record